AUGGCAGAUCACAAAAAUCUCCCACACCAUUUCCUCCUCUCACUAUCAUUACUCUCGAUCCUCGCCGUCUCGCAACCAGAUCGCACCAAAGACCUCGUCUCCCUCCGAUCAUCCUCCGAAUCCGGCGUGAUCCGCCUCAAAAACGACACCGUUUCGAAAUUCAUAACCUCCGUACCCACCCCUAGACCUUACUCCCUAAUCAUCUUCUUCAACUCCAUCGAUCUCAACAGCAAAACCCUCCAAGAGCUCCGCGCAGAAUUCGGAUUCGCCUCCUCCUCUUUCCUCGCCAACAACAACAACAGAUCUGACGUAGCCAACAAGCUAUUCUUCUGCGAGAUCGAUUCAUCGGACUCGGAGGCUUUCCACCUCUUCGCCGUCCAAUCGCUACCGGCAAUGUGCUUAGUGGAUCCUCUGAUGGAGAAUCCACAAGACCAAGAGGUUAAGAUCGAUGAAUAUGAUUUUGAUGGAACUGCAGAGUCAGUUGCAGAGUUCGUCGAGAGGCGAACUAACUUCACAGUCGGUCCAAUCAACCGUCCGCCGCUCUUAUCCAAGCCCCAGAUCAGUGUGAUCGCAGCCUUGUUGGUUAUCUCAACUCCUUUCCUUAUCAGGAAAGUUCUAAAAGGAGAAACGUUUCUUCACGACACUAGAGUCUGGCUAUACGGCGCCGUUUUGGUUUACUUCUUCAGCGUCUCCGGGAUUAUGCAUAAUAUAAUUAAAAGCGUGCCUAUGUUCUUCAGAGAUGAAGAGGAUUCGAAUAAGCUGGUUUUCUUCUACGAAGGGCCGGGUUAUCAGCUUUGGGGGGAGGGGUUAUCUGUUGGGUUCUUGUAUAAUCUGGUUGGGUUGCUCUUGGCGUAUGUUACUAGUGCGCUUGUGCGUGUUAGGAAUGUUAAUGAGCAAAGGGUGGUUAUGAUGUUGGCUAUGGCUAUAUCGUUGUUGGCUGUGAAGAAGGUUGUUUAUUUGGAUAAUUGGAAGACUGGGUAUCAGAUUCAAACGUAUUGGCCAUCUAGUUGGCAUUGA
Molecule: messenger RNA, 1017 nt
Organism: Eruca vesicaria subsp. sativa (arugula)
Lineage: Eukaryota; Viridiplantae; Streptophyta; Magnoliopsida; Brassicales; Brassicaceae
Source: the annotation of a GenBank genome assembly